AUGUCUCCCUCAAGUGACUCUUUGGUGGAUGCUUUUAGUAUGAAAGGGGGAAAUGGAGAACACAGUUACGAUACUAAUUCUCAUUAUCAGAAAAGUGUUUUCUCCAAGAUACAACAUGUGGUGAUAGAGAGAUCAAAGAAAUGUUAAUGAAUUUGGAUCAAAGUCGCUGACUUGGGUUGUUCUUCUAGACGAAACACGUUGUUGGUCAUGUCCGAGAUCGUCAACACGAUUAUAGAAUCAUACCAACAAAAUGGUCGAAUCAACACACCAGAGAUGGAUUGUUGUCUGAACGAUCUUCCACAUAACGACUUCAACACGACCUUCAAGUUGGUUCCUUCCUUCCUAGAGAAGCUGGAUAUGGAGGUCAAAGAAAGGUGCUUCGUGUCAGGAGUCCCAAACUCUUUCUACUCAAGGCUGUUCCCAAGGAAGUCUCUUCAUCUUGUUCAUUCAUCUUUUAGUCUUCAUUGGCUUUCUAAGGUUCCCGAUGGGCUCGAAAACAACAGUAAAAGCAUUCAUAUUAAAGAUCCAUGCCCUCCAGAUGUCUACAAGAGUUAUUUGAAUCAGUUCAAGAAUGAUUUUUCGUUGUUCUUAAGGAUGCGUUCAGAAGAAAUGGUGCCUAAUGGACAUAUGGUUCUCACGUUCGUGGGGAGAAAGGUUUCCGACAAUUUAUCCAAAGCUUGUUUCCAGGUUUGGUCGUUGUUAUCCGAUUGCCUCCUCGAUCUAGUCUCCGAGGGGGUUUUUAGGGAAUCUGAGAUGGAAUCUUUCAACAUGCCGUUCUACAAUCCAAACGAAGAUGAGGUGAGGGAAGUUAUUUCAAACGAGGGAUCUUUCGAGAUCAACAAGAUCGAGACACAUGACCAUAUUGUCCCAUACAAAAUUGAGAAAGAUAAAGAGCAAAUUUCACUUCAAUCAAUCGAAGCCGGUAAAGAGCGAGCGACCGGGAUAAGAUGCAUCACUGAACCGUUGCUCGUCGCUCACUUUGGAGAAGCCGUUAUCGAACCGGUGUUUGACAAAUAUGCACAGUAUAUGGCCAACUAUCUCGGUGUCUCAAGCCAUCGUCCCAAUAUGACCCUCAACAUUGUUGUCUCUUUGACUAAGAAAAAUAAAAUAAAAUAA
Molecule: messenger RNA, 1116 nt
Organism: Eutrema salsugineum
Lineage: Eukaryota; Viridiplantae; Streptophyta; Magnoliopsida; Brassicales; Brassicaceae
Product: salicylate/benzoate carboxyl methyltransferase
Exons: 4
Biological process (GO): methylation
Molecular function (GO): S-adenosylmethionine-dependent methyltransferase activity
Source: RefSeq, a predicted model, not a curated record